Messenger RNA from Folsomia candida, 1512 nucleotides. RefSeq names its product sorting nexin-12 (gene Snx3). The transcript has 8 exons. NCBI's taxonomy places the organism in Eukaryota, Metazoa, Arthropoda, Collembola, Entomobryomorpha, Isotomidae. Gene Ontology annotation, molecular function: phosphatidylinositol-3-phosphate binding. The record is from RefSeq and is a predicted model, not a curated record. The coding region runs from base 438 to 914 and encodes 158 amino acids. Gene Ontology annotation, biological process: endocytic recycling; late endosome to Golgi transport. Gene Ontology annotation, cellular component: retromer complex; early endosome membrane.
UUAUCAUUGCUACAUAAUAUAAUAGUACAUAUAUCUUUUAUUUAACAGCACAAAAGUAGGAGUUACAUUUACUGAUUCAUUCAUAUUCUCAAUAAGGACGAAAGGGCUAGAGACGACACAGUCAUCGUCACACUAUAGUUUAGCCAGGUCAACAAUUUCUUGAAUAAAUGUUGAUCCACAAUAAUCCACAUUGACAUGACAGUAAUAAUCGAUGACUUAUUAUUAGUCAAAGUGUGAAGUGAACUCAACAAAUUGGAAUCUACGUUCUCCAGCUAAUCAAUAAUUCGGUAAAUUGAGUGAUACAGGAAAGGCAGUAGAUUGUACCAAUUGUGGGACAAGACAACCCAUUUAUCUGAUCUUUGAUUCUACGAAAUAACAUUCCACACCAGAAACUAUAUUGACGUAAAUAGUGUAAGGGGGAGGAAUUUAGAAAUACAAUGGAGGCGACAAAACGAUUAAAUGUUAAGAAGCAAACUCUAGAUGACGCAUACGCUGCUCCAGCAAAUUUUUUGGAAAUUGACGUAAUUAAUCCUAUAACCCAUGGAAUUGGGAACAAACGAUAUACGGACUAUGAAGUUAGACUAAGAACCAACCUGCCUGUAUUCCGGAUCAAGGAAUCCUCAGUAAGGCGACGAUAUUCCGACUUUGAAUGGCUCAGAGGAGAAUUGGAAAGGGGAGUAAUUGUUGUCCCUCCACUUCCGAGCAAAGCAUGGAAAAGACAAUUGCCGUUUCGCCAGGACGAGGGAAUCUUUGAUGAAGAUUUUAUUGAGGACAGACGCAAGGGGUUGGAAAUUUUUGUAAAUAAAAUUGCGGGACAUCCUUUGGCUCAGAAUGAAAAAUGUUUGCAUAUGUUUCUACAAGAUCCUGUUAUUGAUAAAAAUUAUGUUCCUGGUAAAAUGAGAAAUGUCCAAUAAUCAGCAAUUUUGACAAAUGAAUUAUUAUGAGUUGUACUUUAUAAUUUGAUUCAUGUUUAAAAUUCAUGGUCUGAACUUUAUGGAGUUGUUAAAUAACUCUGUGCAUGCUAUACAAUCACUGCACGUCUGUGGUAUAUCUUCUGAUUAGGUUUAUGUAUGAAUAUAUCUUAUUGUGAUUCUUGUAAAGGUUUUGUUGGAUCAUAUUAUUGUUCUUGCAUUCUAAUUUGUACCUACAUACUUUCGAAUGUAAUUUCGAAUGUAUAAUAAUAAUAUUAUUGUAAGUGAAUGUUAAUCGCAUACAUAGCCUGACUAUAAACUUUUCAAAAGAAAAUCAUAUAAGCUCGAUGUUUUCUAUUAUCUUUUUAAAUUAAACUUUGUCAAUGUCAUUUGAAAAUGAUAAAAAAUGCUAUAAAUUAUUAUAGCUAUAAUAUAUUAGAUUUCACAUGACCGGUUUAAUUCCUUUAAUAUAUCUAGCUAUGCAUUAAUUGACCAAGCAAGACAAGAAUAGUAGUGAAUAUUUAAUAACGUAAACAUAUAGAUACAUACACUUGUGCUUCAAUUAGAUAUAUACAGUACAAUAAAAUUGAUUAUGAUCUGA